GUAUUUGUUCCCAGACAUCCUCCUCCUCCUCCCCAUCCUCCUCAUCCUCACAGGUUACAGUGAACAUCCUCGUGAACACAGAGGAGCUGCUCUUCAUUCUCGGUCUGUUUUCCCUUCUGACUGACACUGCGGUGUUGGACCACCAGCAGCAGGCCGGAGGGAGAAGAAGAUGAAGAAACACCGAUAUGUGGACGCGAACAGACUCCGGAAGAUGAAAAAAGUCCGAUUAACGGAGAGGCUGUCUGAAAGGUAACAGACGGGCUGGCCGAGCUGCUGCUGCUGCUGCUCGUCUUUGUGUGAGAUACAGCCGCCGUCAUCCUGCUCACCUGUGUCCGUGUGUGUCCGUGUGUGUCCGUGUGUGUGUCUGCAUGUUUACUCCAUCCCCGUCUCCUGGACCCCGGGGUGGCGCAGGAACAGGCCCGGUACCAGGAGUGUUUACAGACGGAGCAGAAUCAGUGAAUGUGGGCCUGCUGUGAGUUCUCCGGCUGUUUCCCCCCCCUCCCCGUUCAUCAUCACACCAUGUUCCCUUUUUCAUGAAACACACACACCAACAUGUCAGACAUUCAUGAACACACACCAACAUGAUAUUCGUCUGAGAGUCAGAGGAGCUUUUGAAAAUAUCUGAGUCCAGACCAGAGAGAGUGAAGGAGAAAUACACGGAAAUAUUUCACUAUCAUCACAUGAUCAUCCUGACUAAACUCAGGGACUCCUAUUGUGGUGAAAUCUCCAAAUAAGAGGGUUCGGUUUGGUUCAUAACAAACACAUGAACCAUGGCUGUGAGGGUCCUUCAGGGUUCUUCAGCUCUGGUUUCUGUUCUGGUUGAUCUAAAAAAAACAAAACUCGACAUUUAUUCUCAAUAUUGUGUCUGAAACUGGAUUAAAACGGGAACAGAAACAUGUGCUGCUGAAUGCUGCCCCCCCCCCCCCACCCAGAUGAAAUAUCACCAUGGUUACCAAACAAAGAGGGGCUGAUGUGAUAGCAGCCUAUGGAUGAGCAGAACAAAGGAGCACACCACAGCCCUGCCUGUUUACGGAGCGGGGACGACUGCAGCUGCUGCUGUUGUUCUGAUCGCAGGUUUACCUCCAUUUACAGUCUUCACUUCUUAAAGGGAUAUUCUGCGUAAAAUUAAUGUAGGGUCGAACCCACCGUAACACUGAGUCAGACCCCCCCCUCCAGAGAUGAAUGUUGUCGACCGCUUUCUUCUCUAGUUAUACCAACUUUAGUAACGACCGCAGGAUAGAAAUACAGAGAGGUCUGAGGAGCCAUAAACAAACCUCAACCAAAACGCCACUCUAUAGAGAGACCUCAGGCCAGUCCAUUAUGGACUACAGCGGGGUGCCGCAGCUCAAGGAAGAACAUUUCUGAUCAUUUCUUCAUGGAAAUACAAUCAGACCGAGACGCUAAGAAGAGAAGAACUACCGCGUCUGUAAAAUGAUCAAUAUUAAAGAUACCUGGGCUGAGCAUGUCGGCCGAUAUCUGGUACCGAUCCAAUUCUACUGUUGAAUGAAUGAACUGUAUACCUCGCCCUGUGAGUGAGGGCGUCAGGCCUGACAUUAGCCUUGUUAAACAAAAACAAAUGAACACAUGAACACAGAUAUAAAUUAACUUUUUAUUUAUUGACAAAUUAUAAAUUGCACAUGAGCAUAAAGAAGUAAGAAGUAAGAAUUCCACGUAUCAAAAGAAAUAUUUAAUUAAAAGAAAAAAAGACUGGAUCGGAACUUUAUCGGUGCCACCAUCUGAUAUCAGAUCCAGUUAAUUUGUCAAUAUUGGAACCAAUAUCUGAUCCAAAUAUCGGAUCGGUGCAUCCCUAAUUAAUAUGGUGAUUAUUACUUCAAGAAAAUGAUAAAGAAAUGAUCGUAAAUGUUCUUCCUUGAGCUGCGGCACCCCGCUGUAGUCUGUAAUGGACUGGCCUGAGGUCUCUCUACAAACAAGCGUCUGCUGGAAGAGAGUAGGUGAGUUGUGUUUAGUCUCUUUGCUAAAGAAAUGAGUCAAAGUUAAAAAGAUGUUUGGUGUCUAGUACUAUGUCUGUGACCCUAUAUGUCCUGUUGAUGAAGUUAGGUGCUGUUCUGAGCAUUAUUUGUGGCUAUAGAGUGGCGUUUUGGUUGGGGGCGUGGCUCUCUGUAUUUCUAUCCUGCGGUCGUUACUAAAGUUGGUAUAACUAGAGAAGGAAGCGGUCGACAACAUUCAUCUCUGGAGGGGGCGGGGUCUAACUCGGGGUUACGGUGGGUUUGACCCUACAUUAAUUUACAGCAGAAUAUCCCUUUAAGACUUCAGCUGGAGGCUCUCUAACAGAGUCACAGAUAAGAAGACAAACAUGUGUCCCUUGUCUCCCCGCUGACCUUCCCCUGGUGUAUUGUGGGUAAUAAUCCUGCUGGUCUGUGUUGUGUUGCAGUGCCUACACCGUCCUGAAGUUCAUGAUGAUGUGGACUCUGGUGCUGCUGGCAGAUUUCCUCCUGGAGUUCAGACUGGAGUACCUGUGGCCCUGCUGGCUCUUCUUCAGCAGCGUUUACACCACCUUCCACUGCCACGGACUGGUGAGAGCUUCUACUCCGGGUUUCAUUUCUCCUGACGACGAUGACGAUGAUGAUGACGAUGAUGACGAUGGUUCCUCUCAAACGGCUGUUUUCUGUCUUUGCAGGUCAUUUGUGUCGUCUUUGUGUGCGCCGCCUUCACUCUGGACAUCUUCUGUUUAAUUUUUGUUCCUCUGCAUUGGCUCUUCUUCGUGGCGAGCACAUACGUGUUGUUUAACUACAUCUGGCACACAGGUGAGUGUGAAGGUGGUGAAGCCGUGAUGGUACUUCCUGCUUGUCUUUCAUUUCACUCGUGUUCAUUCUGUUCUGAUGUUUCUGCAGAGAAAGGCAUCUGUAUCUCCACGGCGUCCCUGUGGAUCCUUCUGGUGUACACCGAGGCUUCGCUUCGACUCAAAGAUCUGAAAUCCUCUCAUGCUAACCUCUCUCAUCUGUUCGCUGCACACUGGUACGUGGACGCUCCCUCGAGUCUUUUAGGUCUGAAGAGUGAUGGAGCUGAUCUCUGAUGGUUCGGAGCUCUUCUUCUACAGAACAGAAGAUGACCUUUGUGUGUGGUUAACGUGGCGCUCGCUCUUCUUUCACAGUAUUGGAUAUCCUGUCGUCUACCUCGGGUUUUAUGCCACCUGCUAUUUCACCAACAUCUUCAAGCUGCGAGUCCAGAAAGCGGUGCAGAGUGAGAACGACUUCCACAUGCACCUCCUGCAGCACUCGCUGCCUCCAGGCUCGCAGGUCUACCCCAAGACCGGCACAGACGGGAGCAGCAGUGAGUCUCCUGCAUGUCUUUGUCCCCCUCAGGAUGUCUCUGAUCUGAGGUGUCGGUCAGGUGGUCUGUAAGGAGGCGGUGCUCCUCUUAGAAGGCAGCAGGUCUGAUCACUUCUGUCUCCUCCACACCAUGAGGUCAGAGGAGGUUCAUGAACCUCCUCUGACCUGGAGAACUUCCUGUGUGGAGGAGAACGUGUCGGCUAAAUCAGUGGUUCUCAACCGGCGGGUCCCGACCCAAAAGUGGGUCGCGGACGUGUUCUGGAUGGGUCCGAACAGGUGGUCAAAAACGUAAAUAUUUGAUGUUUGACAUGUCUUUUAUUUUGAAGAGUAUCUUAUUUUGAAAGGUGUGUGUUAUGUCCUGGUCCUCUGUGGCCUGAUGCAGUAAAAUCUGUUUUUUUUCGUCCUUAUUUUUGAUGAUUUGAUAUUUUCUGUAACUUCAGUCGUCGUCGUCCUCAGAUCAUCUUCUCUGAAACUUUACUCCAUAAAAACGGUGAAUUUAUGUCGAAGAUUUCAGACUUUAAAGUUUUUUUUUAAAGAAUCAAAGUUUUUGAAUUUUAGAAAAGUGGGUCACGACUGAAGGAUCAUGGGAGAAUGUGGGUCAAGAGUGAGACCGGUUAAGAACCACGGGGCUGAAAGUUGAUCCAGAUUCAGGGUCAAACGCUCUCUCUCGUUUUUUCUUCUUCAGGCUCAAAGUGGAAGACCAAACCCGAGUCCACGCAGUAUCAGUGUCAGAACGGCGUUGCCGCUGCGUCCCGUGACGAGGGACACACCGUGGACUGCCUCCAGAUCCGCAGUGAGGAAAGAGCGACGGAGAAGGGGCCGCAGGAGCCCAGGUCAGCGGAGUCAAACCGGCGGCCCCCGCCAGUCAGAGCCUGUGAGUCCAGAGACCUUCAUCCCAGCGGGGCAGGAGGACCAGAGUCCUCCACGGCCUCAGAGAAUCUACCUCAAGAAGAGCAAGGAAGCAAAGCCACGCGUACGACAGCGAAAAGCUCCUCGCCAAAAACCCGCAGAGGCAGCGCCAACACGCCUUCACCUCCGGCAGGGAGGACGGAGAAGAAACAGAGAACCGGCUCCAAGACCGUCAGUCCCAACAGGGCCGGGCCGGACAAGAACCACCACGCCGAACACAUGACCAAGUACGGCCCAGGUUUACCCCCCGUGUUCACCCCCCCAGGUCCAGCAGCCCCCCAGGUUAACCCUGCGACCCUGUUCUCUUCCAGGCUGGAGCAGGAGCUGAGGAGGCUGAGAGCUGAGCUGCAGAGCAGCAGGCAGAGCGAACAGGAGCUGAGGAGUCACGUCUGUAACCUGACCAACAGUGAGAGGAGUCUGAGACCACAGCUGUCUCUGCUCAGACAGUCCAACAUGCUGCUGCAGAGCAAGUGAGUCCGGGUCCAAGAGCAGGUCCAACCAUGAGUUUCAGGGGGGUCAGACAGGAUCCUCUUCUGGUUUAUUCAGAUCCUAAAUCUGUGUUACUGGGUGGAAACAGGAUGAGACUAAAGUGCAGGAACCUUUUUUAUGGAGGAGAUCUGUGUCUCUGAUGGAACCAGGACAAAACCAGAUCCAUGAGUCCUUCAGCGGUUCCCUCAGAGUCCCUGAAGUUAGACCUUCUCCCUGAAAAACUCCUCCAUGUUUUGUCUUCAAAGGUGGUGUAGUCAGGAUCUGAGUUAGUCCCAGUUUUUAGGAGAAACCUUGAAUGUAAACUCUACCCCUCCAACCAGUUUUCCCCUCAGCUCCUCCCCUCCCUCUCUUAAGCCCCGCCCACAAGCAGACGCUCCUGCUCGCUCGUAUCGUUCCAGUUAAAUUCAGAUAUAAUGCAGAUCAAUACUUCAGAUCAUUACAAAUGGGGCCCAGUCAAGGUGAAAGUCAAAAGCAUUGGUGCUACUGUAGAUGCCAACAGACUACCAGCAAACACAAUGUUUGCAGUACUUCUACAACGAGGAUAAAGUGACAUAGUCCAGGACCCGAGGGAGGACAGUUUAGCGAUGGCGCUACAACACGCUACAGCAGGUCCGUUUGACAAGAAACACUUCUGUUACAGACACUUGUCUUACUUUGUUAAAGCGGUUUACCUGUCCAGCAGAAAGGUUACAGGGUCACCAAGAUCCCCAAGCGUCCCCCAUGGUUUAUGUUGACCCGGCUUUUUAGCUCUUGUCCGGUCUACCUCCGUUUUAAGCGCCCGUUAUUCCUCCAGAGUCUCCGGUAUUUACUUUGUUUUCUUGCUUGUGUCGGCAGUCGUGGCCAAAGGAGGAUUCAGACAAUUUUCCGAACUUUCUGGUUGGUUUCUACUGUCCGAUAUUGUAGCACGCUAACUUUGUUUGGGCUCCUGAACGACACGGGGGAGCAGCGUCUGCCUCACAACCAAUCAGGUUAGAGGAGGUGGAGAACGGCUUUGUUUACAGUCAGAAAGAGCGGACCGCUCAAAAAUGUUCAAAUGUUGACGACACAGACAUAAGAGAACACAGAGAUAUCGAUAUAUUACCAAAUAAUCAAUAACUAAUAACUAUUGACUGAUAUUAGAAGAUUCUUCUUUAACAGGUUCCUGUCUCCUCCACCUUUAACACCAGGACACAAACGUCUUCACUGAGUCCCCGCCCUCUUUCCUGACAAACACGCUCCAGUUUCUCACAGCUGAGCGUCUUCAGUCUGAUUUUCAAACUCGUGUUUUUGACGUUAACUCUUCUCUGUCCAGGAUUCUGUGUUUGACUAAAACCAAGCAGAGGGACAAACAGAGCAGCGCCAUGCUGGAGAAGAAGACCCGAGCGGAGACGGAGGCCAGACUCUCUCUGGAGAAACAGUUGGCCGAUCUUCAGGAGGAAGCAGCCAGCUCAGCACGCAGCCUGACCAACAACAGGUACAUGAGACGGAACCGAGCCGUCGGACCCCCGGGACUGUGGCCUCUCUCUCUCUGUCUCUCUCUCUGUCUCUCCCUCCGUCUCCCUCUGAACCCUGUGAUCUCUCUCCGUCUCUCCUACACCAGGCAGCAGGAACACUCUGAGACCCAAAUGUUCAGGAAAAGAGUCAAAGAUCUAGAGACAGAGUACAAACAACUGCAGCUGGACUUUCAGCUCAAAGAGAGUCGUGUGGUAGAUCUAGAGAGAGAUGUGGAGGUAUCGACUUUUCCUCUUUUUGACCCGUCUGUGAGUCUGCACUGUGGUCCAUCUGUGGUCCAUCUGUGGUCCUCCUCAGUCCCAUCAUCAUCAUCAUCAUCUCCUCUCUGUGUGGACCUCCCUGCAGAGUCAGCUGAUCCUCCAUCCCAUUUCUGAGUGGUUGGUGUGCUCUCUGUUGUCCCGUCUGCUGCUGCUGCUGUUGGUGUUGAUGGUGUUGAUGGUGUUGAUGGUGUUGAUGUUGUUGGUGUUGAUGGUGUUGAUGGUGUUGGUGUUGAUGGUGUUGAUGGUGUUGGUGUUGAUGGUGUUGAUGUUGUUGGUGUUGAUGGUGUUGAUGUUGUUGGUGUUGUUGGUGUUGGUGUUGAUGGUGUUGAUGUUGUUGGUGUUGAUGGUGUUGAUGUUGUUGGUGUUGUUGGUGUUGUUGGUGUUGGUGUUGAUGGUGUUGAUGUUGUUGGUGUUGAUGGUGUUGAUGGUGUUGAUGUUGUUGGUGUUGAUGGUGUUGAUGGUGUUGGUGUUGAUGGUGUUGAUGUUGUUGGUGUUGAUGGUGUUGAUGUUGUUGGUGUUGUUGGUGUUGAUGUUGUUGGUGUUGAUGGUGUUGAUGGUGUUGAUGGUGUUGAUGUUGUUGGUGUUGAUGGUGUUGAUGUUGUUGGUGUUGAUGGUGUUGAUGUUGUUGGUGUUGAUGUUGUUGGUGUUGUUGGUGUUGAUGUUGUUGGUGUUGAUGUUGUUGGUGUUGAUGGUGUUGAUGUUGUUGAUGUUGAUGGUGUUGAUGGUGUUGGUGUUGAUGGUGUUGUUGGUGUUGUUGGUGUUGUUGAUGUUGAUGGUGUUGAUGGUGUUGAUGGUGUUGUUGGUGUUGUUGGUGUUGUUGAUGUUGAUGGUGCUGAUGGUGUUGGUGUUAAUGGUGUUGUUGGUGUUGUUGGUGUUGUUGAUGUUGAUGGUGUUGAUGGUGUUGAUGUUGAUGGUGUUGAUGGUGUUGAUGUUGAUGGUGUUGAUGGUGUCAAUAGCUCAUGUCUGCAGAGCCGGAGAGCCCAGCAGAUCCACACCCUGAAACACGUGCCCGCCUCAUCUCGCUGCUUCUUUCUCCAAAGUUCUCGGCCUGAAUGGAGCGACGUCAUGAUGGAGUUUUAAACGUGACUCACAUCAUUUUUCAGUCAGUAAUAAAACUGUUGACCUCGACAGGCGGAUCAGAGCGGCGUCAGCAGUGAUGCGGACGUUUAACCGAUCAGUGGUGGUGAAGAAAGAGCUGAGCCGUAAGGAGAGACUCUGGAUUUACCGGUCGAUCUACGUGCCGAUCCUCACCUAUGGUCAUGAACUUUGGGUAAUGACCGAAAGAACAAGAUCGCAGAUACAAGCGGCUGAAAUGGGUUUCCUCCUCAGGGUGUCCGGGCUCAGCCUUAGAGAUAGGGUAAGGAGCUCGGACACUCGGGAGGAGCUCAGAGGAGAACCGCUGCUCCUGUGUUGAAUUAGAAAUAAAUGUCGAUGUUCGGCUCCGUUUAAAACAUUUUCCAUUUGUCCCGAUAGUCUGAAAUGAACAUCGAAUCUCGGUCCGACUGAUGCUAAUAUUAGCUUGUCAGAAGUCGUAAAUGUACGAUUUGACCUGUCGGCUCUUAGCGUUGUAGUGAAUGAGACAGAAGUGAGAUGACUAAUAACGUUCAUGAGAUCACACACGAAAAAAUACGAGAAAAACACCGAAAAUAUCAGAUUCAUCGGCUCUGCAGACGAAAUCAUCGCCGAGGAAUAAGGAGAGGAGGACAGCGAGAGGGUCGUGGUUCUGCUGGGCUCUCCGGCUCUGCAGACACCCCCUGCUCACUGGUUCUGGUGUUGGUGCUGCAUGGUGGUGGUCUGUUCCUGAUGAAGCAUGGCUGCUCAGACAGACAGCUUCAUCUCUCUCUGUGGUUCUGUCAUGGUGAGUGGACUCUGUGUGGUUCUGAGUGGACUCUGUGUGGUUCUGAGUGGUCCCGUGUGGUUCUGAGUGGACUCUGAGUGGACUCUGUGUGGUUCUGAGUGGUUCUGAGUGGUUCUGAGUGGUUCUGAGUGGUUCUGAGUGGUUCUGAGUGGUUCUGAGUGGUUCUGAGUGGUUCUGAGUGGUUCUGAGUGGUUCUGAGUGGUUCUGAAUGGACUCUGAGUGGACUCUGUGUGGUUCUGAGUGGUUCUGAGUGGUUCUGAGUGGACCCUGUGUGGUUCUGAGUGGUUCUGAGUGGUUCUGAGUGGACCCUGUGUGGUUCUGAGUGGACUCUGUGUGGUUCUGUGUGGUUCUGAGUGGACUCUGAGUGGUUCUGAGUGGUUCUGAGUGGACUCUGAGUGGUUCUGUGUGGUUCUGAGUGGACUCUGUGUGAUUUUGAGUGGACUCUGUGUGGUUCUGAGUGGUUCUGAGUGGACUCUGAGUGGACUCUGUGUGGUUUUGAGUGGACUCUGUGUGGUUCUGAGUGGACUCUGUGUGGUUCUGUGUGGUUGUGAGUGGACUCUGAGUGGUUUUGAGUGGACCCUGUGUGGUUCUGAGUAGACUCUGUGUGGUUCUGUGUGGUUGUGAGUGGACUCUGUGUGGUUCUGAGUGGACUCUGUGUGGUUCUGAGUGGUUCUGUGUGGUUGUGAGUGGACUCUGAGUGGUUUUGAGUGGACCCUGUGUGGUUCUGAGUGGACUCUGAGUGGACUCUGUGUGAUUUUGAGUGGACUCUGUGUGGUUCUGUGUGGUUGUGAGUGGACUCUAAGUGGUUCUGUGUGGUUCUGUCUGGUGCUUUGGUCCCUCUAAUGUCUUUCUAAAGUUCUAGAACCGUCUGUGUCUCAGUAUUUCAGACCUGUGAUUCUUGUGUCCCUGUCUCACCUGGACCCAGGCUUUGGGUCGGUACCGCUGUGUGGAGAAGGAGACGGACCUGCUGCUGUCCACUCUGUCGGCCAUGCAGGAGAAAGCUCAACAUCUGGAGUUCAACCUGAGCGCUGAGACCCGCAUCAAGCUGGACCUGUUCUCGGCUCUGGGAGACGCCCGCAGGCAGCUGGAGAUCGCUCAAGGUUCCUCUGUUCUUCUUCUUCUUCUCUUGUCCUUCCUGAGAGUUCAGCAGGUCCAGGUCCUCUUCAGGUCCUGGCUGAAAACAGGUCCUGAGCGUCUGCCUGGAAGGACCAGUAUAGAGGUCCAUGUCCAGAGGUCCAGCCCCCCCCUCUGAAGUUUUUUCCCAUAAUUCCUUUAGUGUUGUUCAACAGAUUCAUGAUGUUUUCCAAACAUCCUGGUUUGUAAUUUUGACUGUAUAGAUGUUCAAACCGGAGAGUAGAUCAGGGUCUGUGUCGAGUUCCUGCUUCAAACAUUGGUCCUCUAGCACCACCAUGUGUCUGCAGGGCGUCAUCACAGACUCUGAUGUUAGAAUCCUUCCAGACCCCGACUGAAGACUAGUUCUAGUUCCACACAGAAGGUUAGACUCUGAGCUGGGGGGGGGGGGUUCAGGUUUCAGGAGACCGACGGUAGAACGAUGUGAUAAAUGAAUGACCCAGAAUAUAAAUGUUUCUCCCCCCUGGUUGUGAUGUUGACAUGUAGUUACUGUCAGACUGGUUUGUGCUCAAGUCCUCUUUUUUCUGUACAGCUCCAUUUUUAAAAGUUAUUAGGGGGUUCAUGUUUUCUAUGAUUGACACCUGAUACAGCCUAUGGGAGGACAGAGAUUGAGUAGAUCACCGGGGGAUACGCUGUUUGAGCCGAGCGUCAUCACAGAGACUCUCCUGCUGAAUGAGUAAAUACAGUCUGUGGUGGUGACGCUCUGGAGGAUGUAGAACAUUCUGGAAUAUCACUGAACAUUCCGUAACAUCAAAGACAUUCUAAAAGAUCAAUAAGAUUCCGGAAUGUUUCAGAAAAUUUUGGACUUUUGGAAACAUACUGGUCCAGGGGGUUCAUGUUUUCUAUGAUUGACACCUGAUACAGCCUAUGGGAGGACAGAGAUUGAGUAGAUCACCGGGGGAUACGCUGUUUGAGCCGAGCGUCAUCACAGAGACUCUCGGCGAGAACUUUUCAUCUUCAAAUCCUUAAACCGUAGUUUAUACAGUCUAUGGUCCUGAGUCCUGUGGUCUUCACUCCUUCAUGUUCUUCUUCUGUUUGUCCUGCAGAUAAAGUUCUGAAGCAGGACCGGGAGAUCCAGGAGAUGAAGCAGAAGAUAGCCGAGGUCAUGGCCGUCAGUCCCGGCGUGUCCUACGCGGCUCCUCGACCUCCGGUGCCGCAGUAUCUCACAAAGUUACUCAACUCUGAGCGCUACAUGCUGAACCCUCGAGCGCUGAUGUACCAGUGCCUGAAGAAAUGAUCCGGUGAUCCUCAGACCCGGGUCCUGGCAGAACCUCAUCACCACCACAGGAAUGACACCAAGAGCCACCGAAAGGAACCAGCCGGAUCCUCCAGAAGUGCGAUGAGGCCCUCGGCGGCUCUGAUGGUGCUAACUUGACGUUGUGAUUUCCAUUUGCUGAUUCCUGAUGGUCCACACGAUCGGCGGGUCACUUCUCCUUCAGAUGAAGAGUUCUGCUGUCGGUCCAGUUUUUAGGAGACAGACGGGUUCUGAUCCGAGGAAAGCACAACUUUAGAUUAGUCCUGCGGGGUUCAGCAACAAGUCUGUCGAUCCUUUUUCUCCAAGAACAUCAGCGCCUCUGUUCGUUUCAGUGUUUCACUGAAGGGAACCUUUAGGUCCAGAGACGACAGCCCAGAACCUCCCAGAAACUAGACUGGUCCUUAGUUUUCUUAAAACCCGACAGAAACCUUUGAGGGAAUCGGUUUGAAACACAAACGGGUCCAAAACGAAGAAAAACGAAACCUUUCAUCUAAGGGGAAACUCGCUCCUGUGACCCAGAUCUGGACCUAUGUCUGCGGUGGUUCUGUCCGGUUCUUGGUGGGAGGGGCCUCUGGUGAUUCUGGAUUGGUCAGGACUGGUUGUAGCAGCAAAGAUGUUAAAAUGUUCUUGUUCACGUUUCUAAAACACAAACUGAACGAGCCCCGGAUUUCAGUCGGACCCGUGAGACCUCUCAACUGGAUCCAGACGGGUUUGUAAAGCAGCAGGCGGUGAGGGGACGGCGUGGGAGGGGCUUGAUCGUUGGGCGAUGGCAUCCUGACAUCUGGCAGCUCUCCGGUGUGGGGGGUCACAGAAACCAUGUUGGGGGUCCGCGUUAUAAAUACUGUGCCUAUAAACUGUCAAACUGGACGAUGUUCAUGUGAAGAGUCAUGUGUUUGAAGUGCUAUCUAUGUACUGUUUUUCUAGGUUUUUCUCACCUUGUACAGAAUUGAAGAUGAAAACAAAAACAGGAAGUGGAUUUUGGUAGUUUUUUCUGUAAAGCGUGUUUUUAGGCUGUUUUCUAUCCAAACUCUUUUUUAGUCGUCUUGUACUUUUAUUAAACGGCGGCCAUUUUGUACGGCUCUGUGUUUGUCGGCAUGAAACGUGUUUUAUCGGACCAUCAUCGGAGCACAUGUCGUGACUUUCAGUAUGUUUGUGAAAAUCGACUUGGACAAGGGCUACAGUUUCUACAUUUGUCAGACAGAGAUGCUCUGAUGAUGAUUGUUGUUAUUCCUGCUCCUGAUGGUUUUUUUCUAUAAAGAAUUUCAACAACUUCAUUUUGUCUGCUGUCUGUUCGUUCACUCACAGAUUUAUUGAAAACACGAACAAACGUGCGGGGUUAGUUUUUUCUUUCCCGCCUUUUUUAAGCCCCGCUUUGGUUGAGGUUUGUAGCCAUAAACAAACCUCAACCAAAACGCCACAA
Xyrichtys novacula (pearly razorfish) is the source of this 12103-nucleotide messenger RNA. The record is from the annotation of a GenBank genome assembly. NCBI's taxonomy places the organism in Eukaryota, Metazoa, Chordata, Actinopteri, Labriformes, Labridae.